Molecule: messenger RNA, 5125 nt
Organism: Magallana angulata
Lineage: Eukaryota; Metazoa; Mollusca; Bivalvia; Ostreida; Ostreidae
Product: type II inositol 3,4-bisphosphate 4-phosphatase-like
Exons: 27
Coding region: 346-3411 (1021 amino acids)
Cellular component (GO): cytoplasm
Molecular function (GO): phosphatidylinositol-3,4-bisphosphate 4-phosphatase activity
Source: RefSeq, a predicted model, not a curated record
CCGGAAGUGAGACUAAAAAAUGAAAACAGUCAGCAAAAUGAAAGUGUAAGCCUAAAAAAGGAUUAAACGAUGUUAACGGGGCGUUUUGUUCAUGAUAUCGUGUUCUGAAUUUAAAGAUUUUAGAUUGGUCCAUAUCGUCAUGUCGUGCUUUUAUUUGGUAAACGCCCAUUCUGCCAUUGCCAAGAAAACCAUUUCCAACGAGUUUGAUAAUUUGAUUUGGCUAGCAUUCAUAAUUUAUACGUUUGUUGUACUCCGACCAAAUUUUUCGUAGUGGAUAGAUGGCUUUAGUAUAAAAAGUUUGCAGAUUUUUGACAUUUGAUUGCCCAGCCUCUGCAAAUAUCUGCUAUGAGAUUCAACAAUAAAGAAUUGGCCUACUUGGCUCACCAUGGGACAUUUGACAAACAGGGGUCCUUAUUAAUGAAAGACAAAACAGAUGGAUUAUUUAAGAAAGGAGAAGAAUAUCAAAAGCGUUAUCUACGCCUGAAGGGUAACCUGUUGUUUUAUUUCAAAGACAAAGACAAGUCAGUGUCCAGUGAGCCACCCCUGGGAGUCCUGGUCAUUGAGAGGUGUACUGUGGAGCUAGAUUUGGAGGCAGUGGACUUUGGAUUUCUUAUAGUGUAUGAAGGAGAGGAUCAUACAUACAAGUUCCAGGCUCCGAGUGAGGAUGAGAGGGAUGAGUGGAUCCAGGUUAUCCACACAGCCAGCUAUGAAUGUCUGAAAAUGCAGCUCCAGAGUCUGAGAGAGCAGAUCCAGGCCAAGACUGGGAGGGACCCCAUCACUCAACCCCCACCCACAGAGUUUGGGAUGGAGUAUGAGACCCAAUCCCAAGGAAAUGCCAGUGAUGACCCUGCCCUAGAGAUAUGCUUGAGCUGCAAUGACUUGCAUAAUGACGUUAGUGGACAGCCCCCCAAUCCUUUCAUUGUUCUUAGUACCAUUGUCCCUCCUCAACAGACCUGGAUCCAGCACAGUAACACUGAAGUAGUGGAAGGCAGUAAUGAUCCCCAGUUUCUGAAGACCAUUGGCUUUGGUGACAAAGACGGGGUUGAUCUCAACAUGCGGGUGAAGAUCACGGUAUACCAUGUCAAAGAGAGGCUGACAGGGACUAUGUCCCAGCUUGGUCAUGCUAUUUUCACAUUGAAAGAUGUUUUGAUGAAUGUGGAAAUGAAAAGCAAAAUGAGACUUGUAGGUCCAGAUCCCCUAGAUUGUGGGACCGUCACCAUCAUGGCCUGGGUCAAUGACACAAACCUAUCACUGUCACAGAUUGUCUAUAUACCGUCGGAAACUGACUCAAAUCCUAAGAAGCCUGCCAUUGUCCGACACCGCUCCAAGCGGGUCGACACUCUCCGUCCUCAUUACAAGAACAUCAUCACCCGAACAUUCCGAUUCGACACCACAAAAGGCGAUGUGAAACUCCUGGUUCACGAAUACAUGGGAGAAAGCCUGUUUAGCCUUGAUAUUCCUAUACAACUCUUGAGGUUAUGGAUUGAAGAAGAGAAGCAUGUGUUAUCCCAGCUCCAAGAUAUUGGUCAGAUGUUUGCCCACGGGAGAUUGCGAGCUUUACAAGACCGACUGGAUUAUUGUACGAGCAUGAUCACAAUGUAUGAGCAGCAUCUUAACUUUCUCAGUUCCUUCAAAGGUCCAUGCUUUAAAGCCAGCUGCAAGAAAGGUGACAAAGAGCUGGAGUUCCUUCCCCUGAAUCUCCAUCUUCAGAGAAUGACUGUGAUAAACGAGGAGAAGAAUACGACGGGCUGGUACGAUGCCAUUACGGUGGGAGCAUUCACCGCCUACGCCCAGAAAUACAAACAUGGCGGCCUGAGUCGACUAUUGAGCCAACUCCAGGAGUCGCAUUCAACAGAGAACAACUCAGUGACCAACCUGUCCCUGGCUUGUGAUCUCGUGAACUCUAUUUAUGAUCAUAAAAUGAGCAUAUCAAAAGAUUGUGAUACCUUGUGUAGACUCUCGAGUAGUGGGACUGCAGAGGAGAUGACUGAAAUAACAAACUCUCUACAGCAAAAGAUAAAAGAGUUGGUGGAAGAAUGUGAUACUCCCUUAGUGCAGAAUACUGCAGAUGAAUAUAAUCGCAUCAAAGCAGAAUUAUCUCAGAAUUCGAGCCAGUCCAGUCCAGACUCACUAUCAGGGGACACAACUCCGGGUGCUAAGGUUAAUGAGGACACUGGCAAAAAUUGGAAGUGGUCAGGAACAGACUUUGUGAAAAGCCCUUCUGCUGAACCCUGGGAAAUGACUCGUUUAAACAUGGAAGCAGCUGCCAUGUGUCUGAUCUCAAUAGUGGAUGAUCUGGUGGUCGGUGAAUCAGCGGAGAGAAGCAAGUGGCUGGAAGAAAUCAACCCAGCCGUCAUGAAACUUAAAAGCUUCCUGGAAAUUGUCUACCAAAAAAUCCUACUAAUUGUCAUGUUUUUAAACAUUAAGGAACACCGUGGUAACUCAAGGUUGAUGCACAUAGUUAGAUAUAGAAGAGAUGUUUGCUUCUCUCAUGCACUUACAACACUUGUUAGUGGCUUUGUUACCAAGAUAACCAGCUGUAUAUCCAAUGAAGAGUUCCUUAAACAGAUACAGGAAGUAGGAAUAUUUUGUCAAUUUGAGGGAUUACUUAGUUGCCAUGGUGAUGAAAUGGGAAUGAUAGAAGAUUUCUGUGUAGCAGUAGAUGAUUUAAAGUUUGUCAGAUUUCAGUUUGUCAAAACUGAUGACCCAAGUGUUUCCCCAACAGUCUUUCAGGAUGGUCAUUUUAAAAGUGGUGCUUUUGGAGAUUUUCACAGACAUUGCGUCUGUGUGAGUAUACCCCUCCAAGAUGAAAUGUUCAACAAACUGCCAAAUGAAUUACAGAGAGGAGGGAAAGUUAAUGUCACUCCAGUACUGUUCAACAUCGGCAUUAAUGAGCAGGCCUCAUUAGCAGACAAAAUUGGAGACACUUCACUACAAGAAAAAAUCAAUACAGAGAAUGUUACCAAAGUGAUUUCAUAUUUAGAGAAAUAUGAGAAGAUAUUUGGAAGUUUAGAUAAAGGAAAAUCAGGUCAAGGUACUAUGAAUGAUUUGAAAAGCAAACUUGUGUACAACACAGCCUCCAAGAAAAGCAAAAAUACUGAUGUCCUGAAGCUAGCUGCAGAGAUUUGUCGUAAAGUUAAUGGAAUUCGGGUAACGAGUUGUAAGAGUGCCAAAGAUAGAACCUCCAUGAGUGUGACCCUGGAGCAAGUUUAUAUUCUACAACAGGAGCAUGACCUAGCCUCUCAUGUGUUCUCCCAAGCCCUGGACUGCUUCAGAAGUGAGGGAGUGAGACGAGAAAACACGUAUAAAAACAUUGGUUCUAGGAAGUAUGCCUUCAACAGCUUCCAGCUUCUGUAUGUUCCCAAGCUUUACCGACCUCCAAACGGGACUUAUGGCAAUGUCCAAGGCUAGCCGACUCCUUUACAUUCAUCAUGCAGUACAUAAUACUACAUUGUCCAUGUGUAAAUCGGAACAUAUUAUAUGUAUUCUGUAUGUCUGUUGAAUCUCCGAGAUACUUGUUGUUGGUUAUCAAUGUUAAAAUUGUGUAGACGCUCAAGGACAGUGUGGAUUUCAUCAAUCUUCAUUCAGUUGUUAUAAUUUGAUCAAAGUAAAGGCCAUCUUUAGAAUGUUGUUUGCUCAGCUCUUCCAAAUGUUUAAACUUUGAAGGAGGUAGGAGAGGUAAAAUCAUAAGUAGGGGGAUAAAAAAGCUACUGUAAACCAACUUUUAUUUGCUACAACUUUAUUAUUUACCAGACAUAAACUGGUUCACAGUGACUAAUUUGAAAAUAAAAUAACAGAGAUAUGCAAAUGAAAGUUGGUUUACAGUAUUUUCAACCUUUUCUGAAUUGUUAGGGAAAGUCAGUCAAAUGAAUUGUCAUCAGGGAAUAGAGAAAGAUAGCAAACAAAUUUUCAAAGCUGAAUGGUCUCAUGAGUAUUGAUGAACAACUUUUUACACCUUUUUUAAAAAUUUUAUACUUGCUAAAAUUAAUUGUCUUUUUAAUCCAUUUUUUUUACCACAAGAGAAUUUAAAAGUAAUCAUCAUGCAUUAACCUAAUUAGAGAAUGGUUUAGUCAUGAUUUAAAUACUGUUAUUAUACAUGUAUUACAUUUUGUUACUGUUACAGAUAAUUUAUGGUAUUCAUUUAGUGAAUGUGACCAAAAAAAAAAUUGUUUGGAAUAUCAUUUUGAAAUUUCAAAGAUUUCAAAAAUGUCUGAUUUGAUUCUAAUAGACCUGGUGGUUGUAAAGUUUUGAUUUAACCCUUUUAUAUAUUACCUUCUUGUUUGAAUUGUUUUUAGACCUUUAAGAAAUGGAUUUUUUUGGCAGUUGCAUUAUCUUAUAUUUUAUUCUCUCCAUUUGUAACAAUUGGCAAUAUGCAGAUUGCAACAAUUGGCAAUAUGCAGAUUGCAUUUAAAUUCAAAUAUUUUGAUGUCAGUUUUAGAUACUUUUAUGCUACAAUAUGAGGAGUGAUUAUGAAUACUGUAGUUUUACAGGAGUUGAGGUUAACUUCAGCUUAAAACUAAAAUUUAUUUGAAAACUUCCUGAUUGAGAGAAUUAUAUUAUUUAAAAAUUUCCUGAUUGAUUUAACAUUAUUUUCAUAACAUUAUCAACCCAUGUUUUAGUUUUUAUAAAUUGAUUGGAGUCAAUUACAAUUUUGUGAAGAAUUGGUUGUUAUCUUUGAUUUACAAGCAAGGUUACAGAUUGCAACACGCAAGUAAAACAAAAGAAAAUAAAAAUGAUCAAACUCCAUUGUACUUUAAUGAAAUGUGCAUGGCGAUGUGCCAUGGAGGAGUGAGCAUCCUCUGCUGACUGGUCUCGUCCGUAAUGUGUAUUAAAAGUAGAGUUCAAUAUUAUAAUUUUUUAAAGUAAAAAAAUCAAUACCUUUUUAUGAUUUUAUAUUUGUCAGCAAUGAGAAAUUUUGAAAGUUUGUCAAAAGUUUACAUGUGUUAAUUAAAUCAAAUGAACAGUUAAGAAAAUUUGUUACAAAAUAUGAUUGUUUUACAUGUAUAUUGUCAUUAAAUAAAUUGUUUUAAAUUAACUGAACCAAUGUGCAAUUAAUUUUACAAUAAAAUGUUUACCCCGUUAAAUUAUUGUUGUAUCAUUUUGGAGAAUUCAUCCUUUAUAAAGU